Molecule: messenger RNA, 3401 nt
Organism: Drosophila erecta
Lineage: Eukaryota; Metazoa; Arthropoda; Insecta; Diptera; Drosophilidae
Exons: 3
Coding region: 167-3127 (986 amino acids)
Source: RefSeq, a predicted model, not a curated record
CACACUUAUCAGCUGAUUCCCAAGCGGCGAUUCAGUGUGUUUACCAACUUAAAACUUGAUGAAUCACUUUCUUUGUGUUCGCGUUUCUAUUGCGCAGUGCACUUUCUUCAAAGCAGCUUGUGUCCUUUUUACAAGUUUGUAUUUGUAGAUUGUGAAGAUUGUAACAAUGGACGACAACGGCAUGUUUAUUCUCAAUCCCGACUGUAUUUUGGAGAUAAUGAAAUUCGUGAUUACUGAUUGCCAAUCAAAUAAGCGCCAUGUCGAAAAGGGUACUCUUGUCUACGAGGAUUUAAUAAACCUUGUUCUGGCCCACGAAUCCUUCCUCGAACUGCUUGCGGAUAAUCAUAAGAUACUUUACAAGGAUCUUGAGUUGGUACUAGCGUGCAGGACCAUAAAGCUGCUUAUAGAUCUUCGAGUGAAUAAGCAAUCGAACGACGGAGGAUUUUUUUGGAGAUCCUUUCUGGAAUCGGUCAGUGAACGAAGUCCGUUCGAUCUUCAACUGUCUUUCCAAGGCUUUUGCGUACAGAUUCGAAUAACAGGCAUUUCAAACCACGAGACGUUAAAUUUUGACUUCAAGCUCACUGCAGACGCAUUGGCUGACAUUUUCCGCUCCAACCAAAAUCUAACCAGGUUGAGCUUUGGAAACACUGAAGUGCCUGGAAGUUUUUUCGAUAUCAUACGCCAUUGCGCCAAUCUCGAAGAACUGAGAUUCCCGCUGAAUCCAGAGUUCGUGGCAUCCCAAUAUGAACCAAUAGUGAACUUGCCCAAUUUGAAAACCAUUUUAGUUACUGGCUUACAAAGAAGCGAGUCGGAAUCGCUGUUUUUUAGCAUUUUAAGGAAGUUGCACAGGCCAACGAAUCUUCCACCUUUGACACUAAGUAUCGAAGAUUACCUAACUAACCUUCAUCGACCUGUAACGUUUGCCACUUUCAAUUCAUUACGAUGUUUGCGUGUUGACGAACCCUAUGCUUAUUAUGAACGAAAUGAAUGGGAAUGGAGUGCAGUUUUUAAGGCCGAAUACGAUUUAUCCGCAAUAGAAGACGAUAGCAAUUCAAUAGAGGAUUCUCUUGUCACCAUAAGAUUGGGUGACGGUGUGAAGAUCAAGUUUAUCAGAUCUGAAGGUAAACUUGAGUUAAAGUUACACGACAAGUCAGACAUCAGUCAAAUGGGACCUUUAUCCAAACUGCCCAAGCUCACUCGUUUGGUAGUACAAAAGAAGGCGAAUAGUUUUGAAAAGCCCGAUUCACUUGCCGAAUUCCUGCGAUCAAUGGCUCCAAAGGGGUCAUUUGCUCUGAAGUCAUGCAAAAUAAAUUAUGGACGAUUACAUCAGGCUGAGAUUGAAGAGCUUGCGAAAAUAAAGUCACUUCGAUUCCUCGCAUGCCACUUACACGACGGGCCUGGUAUCCACUUCAGUCAGUUGACUAACCUGCAACACAUGGUAAUCCACUUCCGCCGAAAUUAUCACAUUACGUCAGAUGUAAUCCAUAAUCUGCUAAGCAAAUGCCAGGUGCAAGCAACCAUUUAUAGUGAAAAUGUUACAGUUACCCUUUUGAGGAAUGAAAAACGUCUAGAGAUUCAUCUGGACAGUUGUAAAGACACUGAUUUUGCUAUUCCCCUUGCCAAACUUAAGGGUAUUAAAACACUCGUUAUUUCUGGGCGACGGGACUACGAUUAUAUUAAUACGAUCUUCGAUGCUUUUGCAGAUAAUUUAAGUACGAUCGAAGAAUUGGAUUUAUUCGAUCUGCAAUCAUUAAAUUUCCAUGUAGAAAAUGUAAGUUUCAAAGAUAUUUCCAAAGUGACCGAAAUCCAAACCAUUAGAACACUUAGAUGCUGGUUAUCGGAUGUGACUGGUGUUGAGAAAUUGGCAGAUCUAAGCCAAUUGGAGAACUUGGAAAUACACCAUGCUGGAGAUGGCAAUCUUAUCGAACUUUUCACAAAACUUGCUGAGAAAAAUACAAUUAAAUGUAUAGGUACUGGGAAACUCGCCCACGAAGAGGUUUUAAAGAUAACCCAAAUGAGGUCGAUAAGAACUUUUGUAUGUCGUUUAUCACGCGAGGAUGAUCUUAAAUUCCUUGCGGAGCUAGCAAACUCAAGUGUCGAAGAACUAACUGUUUUGGAUUAUCAUAACUCAAUGCGAGAAACACCCCCUGUGUUUUCUACAAAACAGACAAGGACACUUCGGCCCUUAUAUACAUGGCAAAAAAAACUGAAUUUAGUUGAAACCGUUGCAGUUACUAAAAUGACAGGACUGAAGAGAUUACGUGCUGGUUUUAUUAAUCCGGAGUGUGCGCAAGUAUUAGAUAGACUACCUCACCUAGAGGACCUAACUAUUGGCUAUAUCGACAUGCCACGCUCUACUCCUUUGGAAAAUCCGCUUAGGGCUCUAGCACUCAAGGCUCCAUCGACUUUAAAAAAAUUGGAUCUAUACGAAUGGAUUGGCUGCUGCGAAUGCGAAUGUUUGACUCAAAUCGAAACAUUGGAAUCCUUAACGUGUUCUUUUCGUAAUGAGACGGGCAUAGACCAUUUGGCCAAUAUACAAAACCUUAAAGAAUUAUUUAUACACCGUACUCAAAUUUCGCUUAGUAAUCUUUUCCGUGCCUUUGCCCAAAAAAGUGAUUCCAAGUUGGAGAAACUUCAAUGUCCAGUCACAUGUUCUGAUGAGAUGCGUGAAAUAUCACAGAUUAAAUCACUAAGAACUCUAAAUAUUGAUUUGACAAAAAAGUGUGAUAAUUUCUCAGACCUCUGUCGAUUAUAUGAACUAAAGUCGUUGAGUAUAGUUGAUAGCUAUGGAUGUAAAUUAAAUAGCGAUAUGUUCCUGCCAUUUUUUCAGUAUUGUCAAAAGCUCGAGCUGGUCGAUUUGGAAUAUUGUUAUGGUGUGGCUUCAGACUUCGUCAGCCAAGUUAACAAUGUUCUAAAAUCUGUUAGAGAUUCCGCAAAUCAGAAACCGCUACAACUCAGUAUUUUUAGUGAAUCGCUUUACCCGAAAAUCCAUGUGGAAGAUAUUGAUGAGUCAGUCUUGAACGUCUCGUAUUCGUACGAAAAUAUCGUGGGCUAUUACGAAAUAGAAUUUAAUUCUGAUAACGAGGAUUCAGAGAAAUCGGAGUCGAGUUCCUCGGAAGUCGAAUAAGUACAUGUUACUCAGCUUACUCUUUUAUUCGAGCCGUACGUUGCCCAAAAUCAAACUUCCCGCUCACAGUACCGUCGCCUUCUAAAAGCUGCAUGUUGUAGAACUAAUUCCUCGCUGACUGCUGUGUCAUAUUCAGACAUAACACGUGGAUGAUAGAGCCGUUACCUUUUUGUUGUUAAAUUAUGGGAGGGGACUCCCCGCCAGAUUUUUCUUUUAAAUAUGAAAGAUAUUCUAGUUUGAACAUAAACAUUUCGAUUAGAUAAAUUUUUGUACU